CGCGCUUCCGCGUUGGGGAAGUAGACGGCGGAUCCCGGCACUUGAAAACCCUGGGUCCGGGCAGCGGGGCUGCCCGCGGGCCCAGGGCGGGAUGCAUCGCCGCGGGGUGGGAGCUGGCGCCAUCGCCAAGAAGAAGCUUGCCGAGGCCAAGUAUAAAGAGCGAGGGACUGUCUUGGCUGAGGACCAGCUGGCACAGAUGUCAAAGCAGUUAGACAUGUUCAAGACCAACCUGGAAGAAUUUGCCAGCAAACACAAGCAGGAGAUCCGAAAGAAUCCCGAGUUCCGAGUGCAGUUCCAGGACAUGUGUGCCACCAUUGGGGUGGAUCCUCUGGCCUCUGGAAAAGGAUUUUGGUCUGAGAUGCUAGGUGUGGGAGACUUCUACUAUGAACUUGGUGUUCAGAUUAUUGAAGUGUGCCUGGCCCUGAAGCAUCGGAAUGGAGGUCUGAUAACCCUGGAGGAGUUACAUCAACAGGUGUUGAAAGGAAGAGGCAAAUUUGCCCAGGAUGUCAGCCAAGACGACCUGAUCCGAGCUAUCAAGAAAUUAAAGGCACUUGGCACUGGUUUCAGCAUUAUCCCUGUGGGUGGCACUUACCUCAUUCAAUCCGUUCCUGCUGAGCUCAAUAUGGACCAUACUGUGGUGUUGCAGCUGGCAGAGAAAAGCGGCUAUGUGACUGUCAGUGACAUCAAAGCCACUCUUAAGUGGGAGACCGAGCGAGCACGACAGGUGUUGGAACACCUACUGAAGGAAGGGCUGGCCUGGCUAGACCUACAAGCCCCAGGGGAGGCCCACUACUGGUUGCCAGCUCUCUUCACUGACCUCUACUCCCAGGAGAUAACAGCCGAUGAGGCCAGAGAAGCUCUUCCCUGAAUUUUGGAGUGCAGAAGGAUUACAGCAGCAGGCUGGGAGACAAGGGAGGAGCUGUUGGUGAAUAAAACCUGAACCUUUGUUUAAAAAAAAACAAAACAAAAAAACAGAAACAAAGUUCCAAGUA
Erinaceus europaeus (western European hedgehog) is the source of this 992-nucleotide messenger RNA. RefSeq names its product SNF8 subunit of ESCRT-II (gene SNF8). Lineage: Eukaryota; Metazoa; Chordata; Mammalia; Eulipotyphla; Erinaceidae. The record is from RefSeq and is a predicted model, not a curated record. Gene Ontology annotation, cellular component: ESCRT II complex. Bases 92 to 868 code for a protein of 258 amino acids. Gene Ontology annotation, biological process: protein transport to vacuole involved in ubiquitin-dependent protein catabolic process via the multivesicular body sorting pathway. The transcript is spliced from 8 exons.